AUGGCGUCGAGCGAUGAGUCCAACGCGGCGCACAGUUGCGAGCUCGUCGAGCGUGCGAAGAGAGAAAUCACCGACGCGCGUCGGCGAAACGAAGAUUUGGAAACUCGUCUGACGCAGACGACGAGCGAGUUGGAGGCGUUGAGAGAAAAACUCGGUCCGGACAUGGAGCGUGCGCGGUUAGAGGGUGCGCAAUCCUAUCGCGUUCGCAUCGAGGCUCUGACGACCGCGCGAGACGACCUUCAACGCGAAGUCGAGGCGAGGCAGAGCAAAAUCGACGAGCUCGAACGCGCCGACGCCAAAGCGCGCGCGCGGUACGACGAACUCAGGCGUGGAGCGGAGUUUAAGAUUCAGACUCUCGAGCAACGCUGCGCGAACGCCGAGCGGCGCGUGUUGGAGAAGGAGGCGAGCGUGCGCGUGGCUGCGACGGCGCGCGACGCGGCUGAGCGACGGUGCGAAGAGCACGAAAAGAUUCUCGAGAAGUCGUCGUCGCAAGACGUCGUCAUCACUUCUUUGCUCGCUAAGCUCGAGCAACGCGUGUGCGAGCUGUAUGCCAAAGCCGACAGCGCGGCAAAGCUCAUGCAAACGCAGCGUAAAGGAGACGCGACAAAAAUGGCAAAGUUGCAGGCUCGCGUUCGCGCGGCGAGACGCGCGCGAGACGCCGCGAAGACGCGAGCGUCGCGACUCGUUCGAGAAAAUGAAGAGUCCUUGAUGCGCAUUGGAAUCAUGGAAGUUCAAUUGAAAGAUGCCGAGCGUAUGAUCGAGAACGCCAACCGCGAGUGGUUGGCGGAAUGUAGACGUCGCGAAACCGCGGAGAGCGUCUCGUCCCGCGCCGAGGACGAACUCGGGGAGAUCAGAGCGAAGAUGAACGCGCUCGAGAGCGACAGAGCGGUGGUGCAGCGCGAAAACCAAAAGUCAUACGCCAUGGCGCUCGAGCAAAACGUUCACGCCGAGGAGCGCAUCGCUGAAUUGACGAGUCAACUGGAGGCUUUGAAGUCGGACCUUGCCGCCGCUUCGGAAGCGUUGGCGGCGGCUCAAGUGGACGUGAAUGCGGCGACAACCCGCGAGCAGUCGCUUCGCUGGAAAUCUCAGGAGUUGGAGUCGUCGAACGCCAACCUUCAGCGCGCGAUCGACGAGCAGCGCGCCGCAAUCGACGAACGCGACGGCGUCGAAGCCACCUUGGCCAAGCGAGAGGAAGAGCUCGCCAACGCCGAGGCGCGCUCAGCUCGACUCGACUGUGAGCUCACGGAUGCGAAGAUCGACGCGCGACGCGCGAAAGAGGCGAUGGCAAAAAUGCAAAGCGAGUUGGACGCGCUGCGAGCCCAGAGACCGGCGUCAUCGCUCUCGAGCGAGCUCGCCGUCGUCGAGGCGAUUCGCCGCGACCUUGCCACCCCCGAACCCGCGAAGACAGUUCCAGGCGCGCUCGCACUGAGCCCCGACCAAGUUCAGCCAUCAUCCACGACGGCGACGACGACGACGACGAUCAUCGUCGACGCACCGCCGGAACAGAAGGAACAGACUCGGUCGACGCAACCGUCGCCCGCGCGUCGCGCGCGACGCCGCGCCAAUCCGUUCGCCGACAAGGAGAACCCCGACGCCUCUCCCAAGCUCACCGCCGUCCCUCGCCGACAACACACCAACGCCCCUCUGUCCCCGUUAUCACUCCUAGGCGUGCGAUAA
This is a messenger RNA of Ostreococcus lucimarinus CCE9901, 1677 nucleotides long. RefSeq lists its product with no specific name. The record is from RefSeq and is a predicted model, not a curated record. The coding region runs from base 1 to 1677 and encodes 558 amino acids. Lineage: Eukaryota; Viridiplantae; Chlorophyta; Mamiellophyceae; Mamiellales; Bathycoccaceae. The transcript has a single exon.